CCAGUAGGUGGCGGUAGACUCCUACAAGAUGUUUGCAAUCUGCUAGCAAACGGAGAGAAGAAAACAAAGAAGACGACGAAGAAGAAGAAACGACAACAACACGGAAAAGAGAAGAAGUGACAGCUGCUAAACCUCGGAAAGGAAGGGCAACAUGACUCGACAUGGGAAGAACUGCACGGCUGGAGCUGUCUACACUUACCAUGAGAAGAGGAAGGACACAGCGGCGUCCGGUUACGGCACACAGAGCGUCCGCCUGGGCAAAGAUGCCAUCAAAGACUUUGACUGCUGCUGCCUGUCCCUGCAGCCCUGCCAGGUUCCUGUGGUGACCCCAGAUGGAUACUUGUAUGAGAAACAGGCCAUUCUUGAAUACAUUCUUCACCAGAAGACAGAAAUAGCCAAAAAGAUGAAGGCUUAUGAGAAGCAGAAGCAAGCCCAAAAGAGCAACAACCAGCUGGAGUCUAAAUCUGAGGAACGUCAGAGAGUGGAGAGGUUUAAAACCAGUGAGCACAACAUCGUGUCCAAGCCCAUAAACCCUUUUACAUCUGGGCAGAAGAAAGACAGCGAAGCGAGCAGCUCAGCAGAAGCAUCCACUGCCGGCCCAGCCACCACCUCCAGCCAGAGCCUGCCCAGUUUCUGGAUCCCCUCUCUGACCCCAGAGGCUAAGCCUACUCUGCUUAAAAAACCGAGUAAAGCUGUGUUAUGUCCCAUGUCUGGACGGCCCAUAAAGAUGAACGAUCUAAUCACUGUGCACUUCACUCCACUGGACCCAAGCCUGGACAGAGUGGCCUUGCUCAACCGCCAGGAAAGGUAUGUGUGUGCAGUGACCAGAGACGCCCUGGGUAACAGUGUGCCCUGCGCCGUCCUGAGACCCUCAGGGACUGUGGUGACUCAGGAGUGUGUGGAGAAGUUGAUCAAGAAGGACAUGAUUGAUCCCGUGUCUGGAGAGAAGCUCACAGACAGAGACAUCAUCCCACUGCAGAGGGGUGGAACCGGCUUCGCAGCGUCUGGAGUUGACCUCAGCGCCAAAGAGGCGCGUCCAGUGAUGCAGGCAUGAGCGCAUGGAGGAUGUGUGUCUGCCACUGCUCACAGUGAUUUUAGGCCCAUCUUAUAUGUGCCUGAGUGAAAUGUCAAAGCCUGAUGUGUUUCUGGAAUAUCUUUGGAGCUUGUUGCAACCUGUAAAUCCAUUUUUUUUCUUUAAGCAGCAGCCCUGUGACCUAUACUUCCUAUGUAUUUUCUUUUUUUCUUUUGAAUGAAUGCUGUUGCCUGUCUAAAUAACACAAUAAAGGAAAUAGCAAUUAUAAGGA
Messenger RNA from Fundulus heteroclitus (mummichog), 1304 nucleotides. RefSeq names its product nitric oxide synthase interacting protein. The record is from RefSeq and is a predicted model, not a curated record. Gene Ontology annotation, cellular component: nucleus. The transcript has 10 exons. Lineage: Eukaryota; Metazoa; Chordata; Actinopteri; Cyprinodontiformes; Fundulidae. The coding region runs from base 152 to 1054 and encodes 300 amino acids. Gene Ontology annotation, molecular function: ubiquitin protein ligase activity.